Messenger RNA from Boleophthalmus pectinirostris (great blue-spotted mudskipper), 2682 nucleotides. RefSeq names its product X-linked inhibitor of apoptosis (gene xiap). The transcript has 8 exons. Bases 518 to 1699 code for a protein of 393 amino acids. NCBI's taxonomy places the organism in Eukaryota, Metazoa, Chordata, Actinopteri, Gobiiformes, Gobiidae. Gene Ontology annotation, molecular function: cysteine-type endopeptidase inhibitor activity involved in apoptotic process; ubiquitin protein ligase activity. Gene Ontology annotation, cellular component: nucleus; cytoplasm. The record is from RefSeq and is a predicted model, not a curated record. Gene Ontology annotation, biological process: regulation of cell cycle; negative regulation of apoptotic process; positive regulation of protein ubiquitination.
CGCAAUAGUCAUGAGGAAUUUCACCUGCCCUUCACCAUAGUUGGCUGAUAGCACAGCACAUGGACCUGUGAACCAAACCUCUUUGUAUUGGGACAGGAUGCAAUGGCAUUUAAUUUACAACUGUGAUUUAAUUGUUCUUCUAGGUGAUUUAUCACAAAUGGAAUUUUGCCAAAAACAAAUUCCUGUAUUUUGAACAUUUUAUUCUGCAGUAGGCAGCAGUUAUCUGAUAUCAACGUAGUCACGUGGUCAGCCUUUUAGUUAGUCAACGAUUAGUUCAUUGGUUUAUUUUAACCUUUGUACACUUUAUUGAUUUGGUUGGUUUCAUUGGCUGAAAACGGUUUCUGCAUCUGGCAACCACCACCGCGGACGCAUUUAGAGUGGGGCCCUUCCUGGUUACAAGGACAAAUUAAGUUCUUUCGAUUUUAAUGAGGAUUUUAUUUCGGAUUUAACUUUUGAAGGAUCCUCCAUUUUAACCUACUCGAUAUUUUUGAAGAUCCAUGUUCAACUUCACUUCAUAAUGUCUGACCUGGAGACGGACAACGCUGGGUUCAUGGAUUUUUCUUCGUUUCCAUGUCGCCUGCACUCAUUUCGUGGGUCCCCUUUGGCAGAGCAGGUGCCUCCAGAGAGGCUGGCUCGUGCUGGGUUCUACUUGAUGGGAGACAAAGUUCAGUGCUUCAGCUGCAAGAAGACCCUAGACAACUGGAGCAAGGGAGACCUACCUGUGGUGAGACAUAAAGAGAUUUCUCCGGGAUGUACGUUCAUUCGCUGCGUCUACCCUGACAGUUCCCUUCCAUCCAAUGGAGAGUACAAUGAAGAAAAGGAGGACCUUGAGUAUCGCUUGAGGACAGGGCAGGUGGUGGAUCAGACGACUUACCCAAAAGUGCCCCACAUGAGGAGUGAACAGGCCCGGCUCCAGACCUUCACACAGUGGCCCUCCACUUGCCCCGUCAGCCCCCCUGAUCUGGCCCAAGCCGGUUUCUUCUAUAUCAUGAGUAAUGAUCACGUACAGUGCUUCUGCUGCGGUGGUAGGAUCGGGGGCUGGGAGCCUGGAGACACCGCAUGGGGAGAGCAUGAAAGGCAUUACCCAAACUGCUUCUUCAUUCUGGGGCAUGAUGUUGGCAACAUACCCCUUCAGAGUGGUUCUCAGGAGAGAACAGAAAACAGAAACCACGUCUUUAUGGGCACAUUUGAGGACAGGCUUAAGAGCUUUCACGGCAUCCAGCAUGUCAUCAGCCACGAGCGUCUGGCCCAGGCUGGCCUUUACAGCACAGGCACAGGAGACGAUGUGAUGUGUUUUUCCUGCAAAGGGGGUCUGAGAGGAUGGCAACCUGAAGAAGACCCGUGGGAAGAGCAUGCCAAACACUUUCCAGGAUGCCGCUUCUUGUUGACAGAAAAGGGUCAAGAAUUUAUCAACAGCAUUCAGUUACAAGGCACAGCUGCAACAAGUCACCAGAAUGGAUUUUCGAAAAAUGACGAGGAUAACCCAACAGAGAGUACCACAGAAGAUGAGGACCCCCUGAAAAAGCUGGAGAAGCUGCAGAAGGAGAAACAGUGUAAGAUCUGCAUGGACCGGGAUAUUUCUAUUGUGUUCAUCCCAUGUGGUCACCUGGUCGCCUGCCAGCAGUGUGCCGGAGUGCUCAACAAGUGUCCCAUCUGCUGCGGCGCCAUAACACAAAAAGUCAAGACCUAUAUUGCUUAAAGAGUCCAUAUUAUGCUUUUCUGAUCAAUGUUAUCAUGUUUUUUUCUCAUCAAGAACAUACCUGAAGUUUUGUGUUGCUUAAUUCACACAUGUUUAACACAUAAACCUUGCAUAUUUAGGACACUUCUUCGCUCAUGCAGAAAACACUUUGUUGUACCUUGUAAUGUCAUGUGGUAAUACAGGAAGUGCUCUACUGUUUUUAAACUCCAUACACAUUCACUAGAAUCAUUUGGAUAAUUUCAGCCCUGGAAUUGUCAAUCUCUACUGAACAAAAGGUAAAAGAUAGCUGUUAACUUGAAAACUACCACUACAUGAUAUCACAAGAACAGAGCAUUUUGAGCUUUGGAGAUAUGGCCAGACGAAUAUUGUAGCACUGCUCAAAUAUGUGUGAAUUAAAACACAACUCCAGGUAUGUUUUGAUGAGGUAUCAACAUUUAUAACAUGACUUUAAGAUGAAAAGAGUCCAUUUUGCAAAAUAUAGGACCUUUUAAGCAAAUAACAAUCCUUGCACUUUAUUGCUGCUUUGUUAUAAUUUUAAUGGGGUAUAUUUUCAAGUAAUUGUAGAUGGACUGUAAUAUAUUUAAAUAUACUUAUUUGAUGUAGAAUAAUCAGGUGUAAAAAUAAGAAAAAACACUAUUUUUACAGUCAAUGAUACACUAAAUGUGUGUUAAUUUUGAGUUAAUGUAAAUAGCAAAAAUCGAUGAAUGAGGUCUUUUAUAACAACUGUAAAUGUGCCCAUGUCCCUUCUAUGUUCAGCAAGCCAUAGGUGCCUUUGGUUUUUAUUUAGCUCAAUAUAAAUAAUUUGAAACACAGUGUACAUUCUAUGUGUUGCUUUUUAUUUUCUCCUGUGUGUUCAUAAGCAUGUACUAAUACUUGGUGUAGGGAGUGCAAACUUUCAUUGUAGUCACUAACAAAAGUCAAGGGACAUUCCACUUUACAAAGUUAUGAUUUUAUUUUAUCAAUAAAAGUAACUGUGUCACAAA